UUCUGCAGGGCGAUAAUCAAAACCUUCUACUUUUAGCCUGCCUCAAAUCAAGCCAUAUGAGCAUGUAUCUUCACUUCCCAGGUUCCUUUCAUGGUCGCGGAACGCUCACCUUCGCGCGUUUCUCCUGCGUCGGAACCCGAACGAAGCACCGAGGAUGAACGUGCUUGCUCUGUUCUUCGGCUGCUGUGCGCUUUUGUGCAUGCAUUUGGUAUCGCAAGCCCUUGGUGUGGAAACCAAACUGAGGUUAACGUCCUCGGCAGCGAACAACGCCGCCAAGAUAUCGCGCAUACGCGCUUCGGCGCCGCGGACUCACACGCACAGCACAGCGCACGCGACAUCAGGACUCACCGCGCGCACCGGAGUAAGAACCGUCCACUCGGCGCAUCAGAGAGCGCCGGUAAAACGCACUGUGAAGGUGAAAAACAAAUCGGAGGAGAAAGAGACACCAAGACAAUCAGCUGUCACACCGCAUGAUUACAUGUUGUCUCUUUACUGGUCUCUGUCUACUGGACAGAUGAACCGGAGCGCAAUGCACGAGGCGGGCAUGGCUAACACCAUCACCAGCUUCGUGGACAAAGGCCAAGAUGAGCAUGUGCCCCUGUUAAGGCGCCAGAGGUAUUACUUUAACAUCAGCUCCCUGGAGAAGGAGGGACUGCUUGGAGCUGAAUUACGCAUUCUCCGAAAACCCUUCGUUGAUCCUCGUAGAAUCCAUGCAACUGAGAGCAGAACCUCUCUUCGACUUUACACAUGUGCCACAAGCAAGCAGAGGGCUAUGCUGCUCCACUCACAACCCAUAGAGGAUCGAAGCAUCCCAAAAUGGGAGGUGUUUGACAUUUGGAAACUAUUCAAGAGUUUCAGAAACACUGUUCAGCUUUGUUUUGAGUUGGAGGCAAUGGAUCGAGGCCGCCCAUUGGACCUCAGGUCACUUGGCCUGGAUCGUUCAGGCCGGCAAAACAAGGAAAAGGCAUUCUUUGUGGUGUUCAGCCACACAAAGAAGCAUGGUCUCUUUUACAAUGAGAUCAAGGCACGCUCAGGUCAUGACAACAAAACUGUCUAUGAGUACCUGUUUACACAGCGCAGGAUGCGUCGGGCACCACUGCCACGUGUAAAGAAGCCGAGCAGAAGUCCAAAGACACGAUGCAACCGCAAGCAGUUGCAUGUUAACUUUAAGGAGAUGGGCUGGGAUGACUGGAUCAUUGCACCACUGGAGUAUGAGGCCUUCCACUGUGACGGAAUCUGUGAUUUUCCCAUCCGUUCACAUCUAGAGCCCACCAAUCAUGCCAUCAUCCAGACACUCAUGAACUCCAUGGAUUCUCACUUGACACCCCCCACAUGCUGUGUACCUACAAGACUUAGUCCUAUCAGUAUCCUCUACAUUGACUCAGCUAAUAAUGUUGUGUACAAGCAAUAUGAGGACAUGGUGGUAGAGAGUUGUGGCUGUAGAUAGCCAAAAGUACUAGA
Molecule: messenger RNA, 1461 nt
Organism: Tachysurus vachellii
Lineage: Eukaryota; Metazoa; Chordata; Actinopteri; Siluriformes; Bagridae
Gene: gdf5
Product: growth differentiation factor 5
Exons: 2
Coding region: 155-1447 (430 amino acids)
Biological process (GO): BMP signaling pathway; SMAD protein signal transduction
Cellular component (GO): extracellular region
Molecular function (GO): cytokine activity; growth factor activity
Source: RefSeq, a predicted model, not a curated record